Messenger RNA from Lactuca virosa, 1506 nucleotides. NCBI's taxonomy places the organism in Eukaryota, Viridiplantae, Streptophyta, Magnoliopsida, Asterales, Asteraceae. The record is from the annotation of a GenBank genome assembly.
AUGGAUUGGAGGCGUCUUGCCAUUCGUACCCUUUCUCCUUCCACCGUUCCUUCAAAGAGUCGAUGUUUUCUUCGGGGCCUCCAGCACCACCCCGCCCCUCCGCUAACGACACCCACCUGCAUCGCUGACCUCCGCCAGCUUCAACCACCGUCAUCCCCGUCGCCGCUGCCUGGAAUCCGCCAAAUCGAUCUACCCUCCACCACCGGUCGCCCAAAUCCACUUUCCUCUGUACCCAACCGAUCAUCAACCAUCCGAGCCCGUCGUCCCACCGGAGGAGACGAGACAACAUCCUCCAGCAACCAGAGAUUAGGGUUCGAUUUUCGCUUCAGCAGACAUUCUCCAAUCAACCACCGCACCCUACAAAUAUGGCUAAUCCAUUCAACACAACGGUUGUAUCAAGAAAAAGACAAGCAGACUCAUUACAAUGAGAGGUUGGGUAGGAGGGUAGUACUGGACUCUUUCAAUGUGAUUUCUGGAAAGCGGCGUCGUUGAUUUAAUCAACAAGAGCACUGGAAUGCAUAACUGGGAACAACCCGUUUAGCUCCAAUUCUUCAAAAAUAUUGAAUUAAUUUAAACUUUUUUUUUUAAAACUUUGCAUCAAUGACAGUGCAGGUUAAGGUGUUGGGAAAGAAGGGGAAUUCGUACUCUCAGAUUAUCAAUACAAGUUUGAUCAACUCUGUGUUAAAAAAUGCAUGCUACUACAAAGCAAUAACGAAGCAUUAUUGGAGGUAAUACAGUAAGGGGCGAGUAUGAGGACUUGAACUGCAAUUAACUCUAUCAUGUAGCCAAGAAUAAUUUUACUGAUUGGAGAUGGAAUUUGGAAAAUGGGAAGUAGCACUUGCUGAGAAAAAUUGAAUGGUUAGUGAGGCCUUCGACUUUAAAAGAAACAGACAUGUGCUUCGUUGAAUUUAUUUAAAGUUUAGAGUUCUUAAAAAUUAAUGAGUUGAAGCAGAUGGAGACACGGGCAAAAUGGACAUUUAUAUGCAGAGCUCAACACGUAUAAAUAGCAGGAGCUCCUGUUGUUCUUUUUAGAACAACACCCGACCUUCAAUCCAAGAAAAUAUCUCCUUUUGCUGAUAAACAUUAUUUGCUAAAUAUCCGUCUAUAAAUUUUCUGAUGGUACGAUUAUCGACAAGUGUUGGAAUCCUCUAUCCGCAAUUCAGAUAAUGAAUGGCGAAAUCGUAAAUUUCCAUGUGCACAAUUUAAAUUUGCGUUGCUUGAAGUGGGGAACCCUAAAUCAUACAGAAUUCAGAUGUUGAAUGGCAAAAUCGUAAAUUUCCAUGUGCACAAUUACGAUCUGCGUUGCGUGAAGUGGGGAACCCUAAAUCAUACAGCCAGAGGCACACGCAAUAUCUUAAUAGGAUUGUUGAUUUCAAAUUCAAUGGAAUUGCAGGAACUUGCUUUUACUUCUUCAUCAUUUGUAUUAGAUAGGUUUGAGUGUUGUUUAUUCAAGUACUUCAUCAUUUGUAUUAGAUAGGUUUAAGUGUUGUUUAUUCAAGUACAAGU